AUCGCGUUGGAACAGGCCAGAAAUAAAUUUGGGGCAAGCACAUCGGGCGAUGUAGAUAGGGAGUGGUGUGUAAGAGGAUAUCGAUGUGGCUGGGUCACUUCGGUUUUGGGAGAGUCAGACCCGAACCUCAUAAAGUUAUCGUAAGUUUGCACAGGUAGCAGACUACAGGGUGGUGGUGUUUGUGUCGAUCGCCGCUGCAACUGGGAAAGUUCAGUCGCGCUUGGUACGAGUCACUGUAUUGAGAUUGAAGGAGAGGGGAGUUGAGAGGUAAUGAGUGAGAGAGCUGGUAUAAGGAUCAGGAGGUGCUGGUGGUGGAUGGUGUUCUUGGUGGGGGUGCUCAUGGUGGGAAUUCAGUACCGGCUCCGAUUACCUGUCUAUAUUCUCUAGGGUGAUCGUGUUGGAAUAAACCAGUUGUGUGAUUAAUCAAGUGAGGUUUUGAGCAAAGCUUUGUGCUGGGGAGAUUGUCGUUGUUGUGGCGCAAUGGCGCAAGCGCACAGCAUGAUGCAAUGUUCCUGCGGGAGUGCCUUUGUUGCCUCAACCAGUCGGGUGAGGCGAAUAGGCGGUUUAUCGGGCGGUUUGGGAGCGCCGACGCAGAGGAGGCUGUUAAGCUCUGGUGAUGAUAGUAUUUUUAUUUCUGUGGAAUCGUCACGAUGCUUACGCGUGUCGCAUGGCUUAGCUCCCUCUGUCCACCGUCUCGCCACGCUUCGAUAUGAAGCGAGUGAUUUUUCAAAGCCCUCGACGGCAUGUGCUUCCGCAGCGAAUGGCAGCAUGGGCAAUGACACCAUGGUUGUGAUGGGCCACCAAGGCGCAGGAUUUCAGCAACUGGAGCAACCGUGGGAGGGACGUGCUGGAGCAGAGAAGGAGAGCAGGAGUAGGAGAAGUCCUGUGGUGGAAGUGAAUGAGAGCAAAGGCGAGCACUAUUCGUCGAGCAGUACUUCCGAGCAGAAAUUUUCGGCUUUGAAUACUGCAGAGUGGGUUUCAUCAGGCGGGCAAGUGGGUUCGGCGGAUGCGAGUAAGAGCAGUAUGAAAUGGAACAUGCUCCUCAGCACGGAAGCGCUAGAGGAUGCACACCUCUUCCGCGCCUCCAGCGUCACUGACGCUCAUGUCCUCCGUAGAAAGGGUCGACUCAAAGAGCAAGAUGGGCUGAUCGAGUUCAUCAUCUCAAUGCACCACACGCACUCGCCGUUCCAGGUGAUGGAGAAGGUGGAGCGUUGGGUGCGAGAGCACGUCGCGGAUCCCAAUCGCUCCACGCUCAAGCGACUCAUUCCCAACUUGGGCCCCCGGUUCCACACCCCCUUACCCCUCGUGCGCGCACUCCACGAAUACGACGAAUUCGCCUCUCUCUCCCGGCGCAAGUAUGUGCCCCCAAAUUUUGCCGAGGUCCGCCAUGUGUUAAAUAUCGCUCAGGUGCAUGCCAUUGCGGAGAAGCUGCAACUCAUCACAUUUGAUGCAGACGGGACAAUAUAUGCUGAUGGGCACCACAUUCGCGGGGACAACAAGAUGAUCGGCCACAUCAUUAAGCUCAUGCGCGAGGGAAUUAACGUCGCCAUUGUCACUGCAGCCGGAUAUCCAGGCAACGCUGAGAAGUUUGAGGGUCGACUGGCGGGCCUCCUGGAUGCGUUUAGGGAGCUUGAGCUUCCCCAGAACGUCACAAAGCUCUUCCACGUAAUGGGAGGCGAGUGCAACUAUUUACUGGGCGUGAAUCCGCAUACUUACAAGCUGGAAUUUGUGUCCGACGAGCUUUGGAAAUCCUCUGACAUGUUGGCCUGGGGAGAAAGUGAUGUCAAGGAGUUGCUGGACAGCGCAGAAAGAUCGCUGAAGUCCGCCGCCGCGCGGCUACGUGUUCCUGUCGAGAUUGUGCGCAAGCCUAGAGCAGUGGGCGCAGUACCCAAGGAUCAUACCAUCUACGAAGUUCUAGAAGAGAUGGCGCUCACCGUGCAGAUGCAGCUCAUGCAGUCAGGGCUCCCGUUCUGUGCUUUCAACGGCGGAAACGACGUCUUCGUCGAUGUGGGGAACAAGUCUGUUGGGCUCCAAGCUCUCAUGAAAUUCCUCAACAAAAACUGCUGUGAGACUCUGCACGUUGGAGACCGCUUCACAGUUAGCGGUAACGACAUGGCAACUCGGUCCCAGUGCUCCAUCCUCUGGGUGGCAAACCCAGAAGAGACGGCCUUCUUCGCUCGACUCUUGUUGCGCGACAUUCGCUUGGCGAAGCUGAAUCACUACAUCGAGUGAGAUUCCAAAUUCUGAAUCUCCAUCCAUGACCUGAUUCAGCUGCCAUCGAUCUUUUGUAGGACUUUUUGUAAAUAGAAAUCAGCUGCGAAGACGGUCCAGCGACCCCCGUAGACUGAAAUAUCAGUUGCGAUGCCAAUUCAUUAGCCCCCGCAGACUGAGAAUUGUGUGGCUUUCAUUGAAUAAGGUAGAAUUGUAUCCUGUUAGUCCAUCGUAGUAGGGAAACCAUCAACCAAACUUUCAGUAGAUUCGAGUCUUCGACGUUCUGUCAGCCGCCCUUUACGCAAAAGUUUUUGAUGUCGGAGCAAAAUUUUACUGCCAAGAUAAAUCAAGUACCAUCUCACAAGAAUA
This is a messenger RNA of Physcomitrium patens, 2580 nucleotides long. Its product is annotated as IMP-specific 5'-nucleotidase 1. Gene Ontology annotation, biological process: inosine salvage; nucleotide metabolic process; nicotinamide riboside biosynthetic process. Lineage: Eukaryota; Viridiplantae; Streptophyta; Bryopsida; Funariales; Funariaceae. The record is from RefSeq and is a predicted model, not a curated record. Gene Ontology annotation, molecular function: magnesium ion binding.